CGGGCCCCUUGGAUGCCGCCGAGAUGGGCAAGAAGCUGUCCAAGAUCUUCGGCAACAAGGAGAUGCGGAUCCUGAUGCUGGGUCUGGACGCGGCUGGUAAAACCACCAUCCUGUACAAACUGAAGCUGGGCCAGUCCGUCACCACCAUCCCCACCGUGGGCUUCAACGUGGAGACGGUUACUUACAAAAACGUCAAGUUCAACGUGUGGGAUGUCGGGGGCCAGGACAAGAUCCGGCCCCUCUGGAGGCACUACUACACGGGCACGCAGGGGUUGAUCUUCGUGGUGGACUGCGCCGAUCGCGACCGCAUUGACGAGGCCCGCCAGGAGCUCCACCGCAUCAUCAACGAUAGGGAGAUGCGGGAUGCCAUCAUCCUCAUCUUCGCCAACAAGCAGGACCUGCCUGAUGCCAUGAAACCCCACGAAAUCCAGGAGAAACUGGGCCUGACCCGAAUCAGGGAUAGGAAUUGGUACGUGCAGCCCUCCUGUGCUACUACAGGGGAUGGACUCUAUGAAGGGCUGACAUGGUUAACAUCCAAUUAUAAAUCCUAAUGAGAGAAUAACUAUUUAGUCUACAAAGAAUUAAAGAAUAAAAAAGAAAUAA
Molecule: messenger RNA, 603 nt
Organism: Opisthocomus hoazin
Lineage: Eukaryota; Metazoa; Chordata; Aves; Opisthocomiformes; Opisthocomidae
Source: RefSeq, a predicted model, not a curated record